AUAGGAUUGACAAUUUCUCAAAACGAGACAUUUUAUCUUUAAAAAAUAAAAAUUAUUCCAGUUUCUGGAUCAAAGUACCCGAAACCGUUUUGCUUAAAACAGGAUCCAGUAAGCUUAGUCGGGUCUAAGAUCCCUAGUAGAUACAAAUUCUCUCUUCCAGACUUGACCAUUAUUUUCAAUCUUGCAUUCAUCCCAAAACCAGCGAUCUGAGAAACAUCGCUACAGGCAAGGAUUAUCUAUCAAAUACUUGCUUAUCGACUUGUAACUAUGGCUGACGAAGAACCUGUUGAUCCCAAGAAGGAGCUUGAAGACAGCGUUUGCAAGCCCAAGUGUGUUAAACCCUUGCUUGAAUACCAGGCAUGUGUCAAGAGAAUCAAGGAUGAUGAAAGUGGGCACAAACACUGCACAGGACAAUAUUUCGACUACUGGUCCUGUAUUGAUAAAUGCGUUGCACCAAGAUUAUUUCCCAAGUUGAAAUAACAAUGGCGUCCAGAUGGUGGAUUUCUUGCUGUUGAGGUUGAAGCUUUAGAUCACUCAUGGUUUUGUGCUGCUCAUUGAAUGCUUUUUUGAACUGUAAUCGUUCUCUUCCCGGAAGCUAAUUUUGGAAACUGUUUUUGGAAUAAACAACGAUGUUUCUGUUUUGACAGUUGAGUUAGGUAACCCAACUCCAGGAGUACAUUUUUCUGGUGAUGAAAAAAUGCCCUAUAUUAAUAUCGUUAAACAUGAUUGAAUUCCAUUCGGUUUCUCAUGGAAUAAUUACAAGUAUAUGCAAAAAAAAAUGCGUCUCAAUCCCGCUAU
Amaranthus tricolor (Joseph's coat) is the source of this 798-nucleotide messenger RNA. Its product is annotated as cytochrome b-c1 complex subunit 6-1, mitochondrial. Gene Ontology annotation, biological process: mitochondrial electron transport, ubiquinol to cytochrome c. The record is from RefSeq and is a predicted model, not a curated record. Bases 268 to 480 code for a protein of 70 amino acids. Lineage: Eukaryota; Viridiplantae; Streptophyta; Magnoliopsida; Caryophyllales; Amaranthaceae. The transcript is spliced from 5 exons.